UCAUUUUUUUUUUCGAGAGGUGGUUUAUGCGUGAAUUAUGGUAUGGUUUAUUGCUCUUUCUCUUUCUCUCUCCAAAGCAUCGCUCUGGCUAUAGAGUAAACAGAAGGAGAGAGAAAGAGCACCGCUCAGCUCAGCUGUAUAGCUACCACGAUCUUCAUGGGCGUCACGGCUUUCCACCGGCGGCGCCACCACAACCACGGCCGCCUCCGCGCCCUUAUUCCCGCAAUCUCCGCCGUAUCCGGCGCUAUGCUCCUCCUCUUCCUUCUCUUCUCCUUUCUCGCCCCUUCUCCAACUCACAAUCAACACCUCCACCACCUCCCUCUCCGCCCUGCCUCGUUAAAAAAUGACGUCGACGACGAUGGAGUUUCGGUUUUUCGUGUUCCGAUCAGUGGAGGAAGACUGGAUCGUGACAUUUGGAGUUCAACACUGUCUAAAUUCUACUACGGAUGCAGUAAUGCAAGCAAAAAAUUUGCUGAUGCUAAAUUAAUCACGCAAUCCAAUCGGUACUUGUUAAUUGCGACCAGUGGAGGUUUGAACCAACAAAGAACUGGGAUUACAGAUGCUGUAGUUGCUGCCCGCAUUUUGAAUGCUACACUUGUUGUCCCAAAGUUGGAUCAGAAAUCCUUUUGGAAGGAUGCAAGUAACUUUUCAGAGAUCUUUGAUGUUGACUGGUUCAUAUCACAUCUAUUGAAAGAUGUAAAAAUUAUAAAAGAGCUCCCAAGAAGGGCUGGAAAGAUGUGGACUCCAUAUACCAUGGGUGUUCCAAGGAAGUGUAAUGCUAAAUGCUAUCAAACUCGUGUAUUGCCCAAUCUUCUAAAGAAGCGUGCUGUUCAGCUCAACAAAUUUGAUUACAGACUUUCAAAUAGGUUGGACACAGAAUUACAAAAGCUUAGAUGCAGAGUUAACUAUCAUGCCUUGAAGUUCACUGAUCCUAUAAUUGAAAUGGGUGAACAAUUGGUCCAUCGAAUGAAGAUGAUGUUCUGUAUUUUGAUCCAACAAAAUGUCUCAUCUUACAGGUUUGAACCUGAUAUGCUUGCAUUCUCAGGAUGUUAUUAUGGUGGAGGAGACAAGGAAAGGAAAGAAUUGGGUGCAAUACGAAAAAGAUGGAAAACCCUACAUAAAAGCAACCCAGAUAGGGAAAGGAGGCAAGGAAGAUGCCCACUUACUCCCGAAGAAGUAGGUCUGAUGCUGAGAGCACUGGGAUAUGGCAAAGAUGUUCAUAUUUAUGUGGCAUCCGGGGAAGUAUAUAGAGGGGAAGAGACAUUGGCCCCCCUAAAAGCACUCUUCCCAAAUUUUUAUUCAAAAGACACCAUAGCCACCAAGGAAGAGCUAGAACCAUUUUCAGCAUUUUCUUCUCGCAUGGCUGCACUAGAUUUUAUUGUGUGUGAUGAAAGUGAUGUGUUUGUCACAAACAACAAUGGCAAUAUGGCAAGAAUUUUAGCAGGACGAAGGAGAUAUUAUGGACACAAGCCUACCAUUCGUCCAAAUGCUAAAAAACUGUAUCGUUUGUUCUUAAACCGAGUUAACACAACAUGGGACGUAUUUGCAUCUGGUGUGCGUAAUUACCAGAGAGGAUUGAUGGGAGAGCCAAAGGAGGUGAGGCCAGGCAGGGGUGAGUUUCACGAGAACCCAGCAGCUUGCAUCUGUGAAAAUACAGAGGCCAAGGAGAAAAUGGAAUCAGGUCCUAGAAAGCUUGGUAAAGUGAUUGGUGCAACAAGAAAAGAUAUUGGUGAAGUAGUUGAUGAUGAGAAUGAUGAUGAUGAACCAGAAUGGCCUGACCCCGACGAUGAAGAGGAUCAAAAUACCCCUCUAGGUAAUGGUUGGUUUAAUAGAACGGGGGUGGACGAUGAGGAGCCUGAGUUGGAAGAGUUGCUCUCAGAUUAAGUGAGGAUACACAUUGCUUUUAUUGGGCUGUUUUUUGUUGCACCUAACCUAACCCAUCCAUUCAGAAAAAUUCUUAAAUCUUUUGGGUGUGGUGUGAAGUUAUCUUCCUUGUAACAAAGCCACAAUGAUACAGAUCCAUGAUAUUCAACAAGUCAGCUUAAGAUGUUAUAAUGAUGAGUUGUCCCCUUCUGAAUUUCAACAGAGACGGACAGAGCAUUUUGGUUCAUCAGCGGCUUCUGGGGUUUCUGUCAAUUUUUGUUAUUUUAUGAACCUUCGGAAUCUUUUGCAGAGUUGUUCGGUUGGAGGAGAUUGCUAACUGAAAGUAAAAAACAGUUGGCAAAAUGGGAGUGAAAGGACAGAGUCAAGUAGUUUCGGUACAGAGCUAAAGAUUGUUUUCAGAGGUUAUCCAGAUAGCAAGGAUAUAUCAGUUAUAGUUGAACAUUUUCCUUUUCUUGUUCUUGAGGGGGUUUAUUGUUGUUGGCUGAUGUAAAUAUAUACAUAUAUUCUUAGAAAUAUUAGCACCAGGAGCUUUUGGAGAUUAGAAUUCAAAUGUUUCUAUUUAUUAAUUAUUACUCAAACCACUCCUGGUGAACAGUUAUGGCCAGUUAUGUAAUAUGAGUGCUAUUGAGAAAUCCGAGUGCAAGCAGUCCCCCUGUCAAUGUCAACAUAUUUAACAUAAGAAGAGACUCCCCUUUA
Molecule: messenger RNA, 2580 nt
Organism: Camellia sinensis
Lineage: Eukaryota; Viridiplantae; Streptophyta; Magnoliopsida; Ericales; Theaceae
Source: RefSeq, a predicted model, not a curated record